GGAAUUAAGAUUUAGAAGAGAGAGAGAGAGAGAGAGAAAGAGGGGCGCAAGAUUUACAAAUACACCAAUUCCCUUCAAAUCUUUCAGAUUCAGGUUGUAAUCAGCGGUGGCGAACGGCAAUGCCCAUGGCCACGCCGGAACCCUCCACCGACCACAUCGACUCUCUUCCGCUAAUUGACCUUCGCCUUCUCUCUCAAUCCGAACUCUACUCUCUCUCCCUUUCUGGCGCCACUCACCGUCACCGCCGCAACGACAACGAUUCCGUUAUCCCCAAAAUCGACCGUUCCGUUUUCAACGAAUCCGCCGGAAGUCGCAAGCAAACCUUCUCUCGCCUACGCCUCAACAAACAAAACGUCGCCGUUCCCGCGUCCUCCUUCCACAUUCCCCUCCACAUUCCCGAGCCCGUCGACGAAGAGAAUUCCCAAAUUAUCGCUCUGCUGCAAGAACUCUUCGGCGUCGAGUCCCUUCGCAACGCUCAGCACCAUGAUGGCGACGACCGUGGCCUCGUUCCCGUUCAGGUUGAAUUUAAACAACCGCCUCCGGAAUCGCCGGCCUUCCAGAACAUUCCGAUCGACGUCGUCGACGGUGGUCAGAGGAAGAGGAAGCGCGGGCGGCCGCGGAAGAACGAGAAUUUGGAGGAGGAGGAGCCGAGGAACGUUAACGUUAACGGCGAGGGGAAAGCGGUGGCAAUGCUGAACGAUAAGGGUUUUGUGGUUGACGCCGUUCGGUUGGCGGAUUCUGGGGAUCCGUUUGGGGAGGAGUUGAAGAGAAGGACCGAAGGGUUGGAGACGGAGUCUCAGUUGUUGGAAUUUUUAGAAACUUUGAAUGGAGAAUGGGGGAGUCAGAGGAAGAAGAGAAGGAUUGUGCAGGCUAGUGAUCUCGGUGACUUGCUGCCUGCGGGAUGGAGGAUCGUGCUCUGUGUUCUGAGGAGAGCAGGUCGUGCUUCUGUUGUUUGUCGCCGUUACGUAAGCCCUGAUGGACACCAGUUUGAGUCAUGCAAGGAAGUUUCUGCAUACUUGCUUUCCUUUUUCGGUGUUCAAGAUAUAAGCUGUCUAAAAUCUAGUUAUACUGAUGGUAGUCAGCAGUUGUCCAGCAGUAUCAAUUUGGCAUCUGAAAGUCAGAGUGUAAGUCAUGUGCCAACAGGAGAUAUGAAGACUAAUGCCAAUGCAAGUUAUUUGUGUUUAGUUGGUGCAUCUAUGCACUCUAAUCAUGAGAAGCAGACCCCCAUAUCAUCAUCAAUUGAAAGUGAAAAUUUCAGUGGUGAUCUGGCCUUGGCUUGUAAAUUAGGAGAUACUACUGUUGGAGCCAUUGACCAUCAAACUGAAGAUAAGAAACUAUUUAAGGCUGAUAAGAACGACGGAAAUUCAGUUCAGGGAUGUUCUCUCAUGGAAGAUAGAGGUUGUAAUGUGAGUGGUGAGAAGUUGGUUGGUGCUAGUGAAGCUAGCAAUGCUGCAUGCAAUCUAUAUAUUCCUUUGGUUUUCUCAACUCCUUUCUCCAAUGAUAAUAACAGUGGUCAAUUUUCUGAUGAAGUAAAUGCUGUCACAUGCAUAAAAGGCAGCAUUAGUAAUUUUGCUAGUCAGGAUAGAAAUAGUGGGUGCAAUGAAACUGUUACCUGUGGAAACCAGCAAAAACAUGUUGACAACAAUGAGUUUGGGCUUUCUGUGAAAUUAGUUGGGAACGUUCAGAAAACAGGUUUUGAAAGCAGCAUGCUGGCUCCAAAUUCUGAAGGCAAAAAUUUUGCUGGUAAAAAUUUAGAGGAUGGGCAUCUUACUUGCUCCUUGGAGGACAUGGAGGUUAGAGAUGAAAAGACCAUUAAGGAUGAUGAGCAGAAAACUAUUGGUAGCAAAGACCAGCCUGAAGUUAAAAAUGUAUCUACUGAUGUUAAGCUGCAGACUAGUUCUGAAGGUUGUUCACUUGUCCCAUCUCAGAAUGAACUUAAGCAUACUUCUAUAAAUAGUAUGAACAGGACACAAACUUCCAUGCUGAAGGACUCUGCUGAGGAGAAUAUUUUUGAUAGUGAUUUAUUUAGCUCAUCUAUUGAUGAGAGAACAUAUGUUCACAGUAAUUACAUUGGUAAUGUUUCUUUUAGCUCUUGCACACAAGAUGCAUCUGAGUCUGGUGGAGUUCAUUUUGUUUCUGAUCUUAAAGUAACUGAGGAUGUCAGUUACAAUCAGAUUCCUGCAAAUGAGGAAGCUGCGACUAGUUGUUUAGAGGAAAGGAGUUCCUUGAAUGAUGAAAAUUACUCCAUGGACAAUCUGUUCCACAGAAGUUCUGAAAGUAACUUAUAUGCUCUAACUGGCAAUCAGCAUGUUUCUGCUUUUCAUGAUAAUUUGAAUAAUAUUUCUUCUGGAACCUUUGAUGCACUCAAAGCUGUUGAUGCUGGUUACAUAACGCCCCAGUUAGGCACUGUUUCUUGUGGCAAUGUUGUUGCUGAGGAUGCAUACACUACUGCAAGCAUUAUGCAGGGAAAAUCCCAAGGAUGUGUAUCUGUUGCUCUUGGCGAAAGUAUAUUAACCCAAUUUGACAAGCAAAGCGAUGAUGGUGUUAAUAAAGCUAAUAAAUCUUGCUUACCAGGGAAGGUUAAGAAUGAAGUUGAAAUUUCCCAAACUGACUCUAUAGGUCUGCCCAAAUUGCAGUAGCAGUCAGAUAGAUUCAGAGGCAGAUAUGAUGACCCAUGCUGUGAAUCAAUUUCUAAAUAAAACAUGGAUGGUAGUUCUGCAGACUAUGCUGGUAACCAUAAGCCUCUGCUUGUAUAUUCUCAAUUUCCUAUCGAGAAUGAUAGCCUAGAAAAGGUAAUGAUUAUAUUUAUAGUAUGAUAAAACUUUAUUUUCUGCAGAAGACUGAUUUGUUUCUAGAGAUCCAUUUAUGCCUCUGUAGUCAAAGUGAUUUUGAAAUUCUUUAUGAAAUGAAAAUAUGGAAGUUAUUUUCAAAAUCUAAAUACUUGGAAAAUUAGUCUGAAAGUAGCUGGUCAUUAUGGAACAUACCCUUUUCCAUGACUAGCUCUAUAAAGUGUUCCUAUGAAAUAUUAGAGAAAAAAUAUUGGGGCAUGGAUGGAUUUUGUGUAGUUAAAAGGAAACGAUUGAUUAAGGUUGUUUCAUGAGUUAAUAUCCUAGUGCUUACGAAUUAUUUCCUUAACAUACUUUUGCUUUUUUCAUCUUGUUAAUUUUUUUUUUUUUUGGAAAUUGGAAUAUAAAUGAAGUCACCUAGGAUGUCAUUGGGUAUUUGAGUGUGUGUUAUGAUCAAGCAGGAAUUGAAACUUGUCAUCGGAUUCCUGUAGUAAUUCAAUGGGUGGUCAACCAAUCAAGAAUUAGUCUUAAUCCAAAGUAGCCAAGGUUGAAUAAAUGGUGUUCGUAGGCAAUUCUGUUUUGAAUAACGUUCUGCCCAUGCCUAACAAGUAACAAUAGCUACUUUUUGGGGGCUGUAAGUGUGUUAGAAUUUCAUUUUCUGUGUAGAAAUAGUCAUACUUGUAGGAUUAGACACCAAAAUUAACACUGUACUAAUCAAUGGUUUCAAAGUUUUGGGGCCUCUGCAUUCUGAACAUAGAAAUGCCAUGUUCUAAGCAAUUGCAAGAAUGAGUAUCAAUUAUAAAUAAUAUAAUUAUACUUAUCAUGUUAUGGUACUUUUUGUUGCUUUUAGAUAUAGGUGCAGGCAUGUUGCUUUGAUCAGUUUCUUAGAAGCCUCUCAUUUUUAUUGUGAGAAUAGUGAAACCAGUUAAGCCAAAAAUUGGAUUUUACUAUCCCCUAGUUUCUAUGUGAACGGGAUUAACAUGUUAGAAUAUUGUGUUGAAAUGGCUGUGGAAAAGUCAUAAAUAUAUUUGUAUAUAUUAUCCCAAUUCGAAGACGACUAUACUUAUGAAACUUAAUCUGAGUUUUGUCUUGUUCUUCUGUGAAAUGCUACGCAAGGAACUAUAUUGUAAAUUUAUUGUUCUCUGGCUGCAAGCUUUACUUCUGCAGCUGAUGAUUUUCUUCAGUUUUGAUGACUGAUUUUGCUUUUAUUUUGGGACAAAACAGAUAAUUGCUUGAAGGCGCAUUAUUUUGUUGAUAGAUUUAGCAGGUCAAACUGGUGGCUUCUACAUUGCAAAGUUUAUUUUGGGGGUCCUUGAUAGAGCAGAUGCCAUUUUUAUUUUGAAAGGAAAACAAUUUCCUUUUAGGUUCAUUUUAGCUCAAAACAUGUUUUUUUUUUUUUUUUCAACUGGUAGACUGGUAUACUGACAUUGAAUUUCAGGUAGGUCCUUCAAAUGAAGAAGGAACUAGUUUUCCCCUAUUUUUGAAAGAGAAAUUCCAAAUUAACUGUUGAUCUCUUCGUCUUUCACAUGACUACUACCCUUUGCAUAAUUUUUAUUGAUGGGCUCUCUAUCCGAUGCAUACUGCCUGGUUUAUAUUUUACUUUUUCACCUCAUUCCGGAUGGUUUUUAGAUUUUUGUCAUGAUUGCCCGUGAGUUUUUGCAUUUGAACUUCAUUUAUAAAAUGGGGCCUGCUCAACUAUUUUGUGGCUGUGUAUAACACGGGAAUUGAAAAAAAAGUCCGUGAUGGACAAGUGAGUUUACUAAGGUCCACUGGAUACAUUAGGUGAAAGGUAAUGGUGUCGAAGAUGCCGGUUCCACGAACACGUGAAGGUGAGAGGGUGCAAAGGCACUCCGAAGCCCGAGACUGUCUUCAUGCAAAGUGAUAGUAUGUGAAAAGAGACCUGGCAAUACAAAAGGUGCCCUAUUUACAGGGUUUGGAUGACGGUGAAUCAUGGUGUUCGACAUUUGAAUGCAGCCACGAGGUAAUUUAGCAUAGAUUGAGUCUAGUAACUGUUCAGUAUUCUGGAAGUUUUGAUAUGGGAGGUGUGGAUUCUUUUGCUUCUGGGCGUAAGAAGUAUUGUAGAGUGCAGGUUGAGUGAUUUGUUGAGCCAUGGAUGGCUCUUUAUCCCAAUUGAAGAAUUUGGGCUAUCAAUGCUGUACCGAGCUAGAAUUUGUUGGAUUGUUAGUUUUGUACAUUUAGAACUUCUUCCAUUUGAAUAUAAUAUAAACGAAUAGGAGGAUAAGAUGGAUGACGUGCUAAUUGAAUGAUUGGUGACGUUACCAAUUAUUCAUGUUGCAAAUAAAUCUCCCAAAUAAACAGACAAACUAGGAUGAAUUUGUAAGAAUUGUAAUUGGUAGUCAUAGAAGCUAAAAACCUGUUCAGUGGAACAAUGAUGAUUUUAUUCCACGUUUUAAAUUCAAUAAUCCAAUAUAGAAAAAUGGUAAGGUUCAAACUAGUCGAUAUCAAAAGCAUAUUGAAGUGAAUCUACCUUUUUUUCAAUAAGCAAUGUUGACAUGGAAAAAUGUUGCUUGCCACAAUCUUUAUCCCCUUCUAUUAUGUGGAUGCCUUUAUCCUCACUCUUAAGGAUCUAAAUUUGCGUAUCAAUGGUUGUGUUUCCUAGCUUCUUGUCAUUGAGAUUAAUUUCUCUAAUGUUGACAUUGCCUAGGGCAAAAUAAAUGUUCCAAAUGUGUCACUUGGUUUGCCUGCAAAUAAGCUUUUGCCACACUUCCCACUUUGUGGAGAGUUCAAGCAAUGGUUGUUAGGGUUUAGCAAGCAGGAAUUCAUGGGACAAAUUUU
This is a messenger RNA of Abrus precatorius (Indian licorice), 5582 nucleotides long. RefSeq lists its product as uncharacterized. The transcript is spliced from 3 exons. The record is from RefSeq and is a predicted model, not a curated record. Gene Ontology annotation, molecular function: DNA binding. The coding region runs from base 120 to 2639 and encodes 839 amino acids. NCBI's taxonomy places the organism in Eukaryota, Viridiplantae, Streptophyta, Magnoliopsida, Fabales, Fabaceae.